Molecule: messenger RNA, 693 nt
Organism: Lathyrus sativus (Indian pea)
Lineage: Eukaryota; Viridiplantae; Streptophyta; Magnoliopsida; Fabales; Fabaceae
Source: the annotation of a GenBank genome assembly
AUGUCCGAGAAUACGAAUCCCCGUAAAAGACUCAUCAUUAAGUUGAGUUAUCCUCCUGGGUCAAGAAACACAGAUGAAAACAAGAGAAGGAAGAUCGAAGAUUCUGUAAAACCAAUCGUAACAUGUUAUUGGGUUGAUUCAAGUUAUCGUACCAAAUCAUCAGCUUUGUCUCAACCAAAGAAUAAUGACAAUGUUGUUGAAGACAAGAAGCUGAUCAAGAACCAAGUUUCCAAAACAACAGCAGAGGAUAAUGACAAUGUUGUUGAAGACAAGAAGAUGAUCAAGAACCAAGUUUCCAACACAGUAAUGCCUAAUAACACUGUUGUUGAAGACAAGAAGAUGAUCAAGAACCAAGUUUUGAAAACAACAGCUUUGUCUCAACCAGAGGAUAAUGACAAUGUUGUUGAAGACAAGAAGAUGAUCAAGAACAAAGUUUUCAAAACAAGAGCUUCGUCUCAACCAAAGAAUAAUGAGAAUGUUGUUGAAGACAAGAAGGUGAUCAAGAAUCAAGUUUCCAACACAGUUAUGCCUAAUAACAUUGAUGUUGAAAACAAGAAGCAAGUUUCAAAAGCAGAAAUAGCUUUUAACGGUCGGAAAGAAAGUUCAAGAGGUGAAGAGUGUGGGUUGAAGAAGAAACCGAUGGAGUGUGUUAAGAGGAGGCAAUGUUGGUUGAUAUUGAAGAAAGUUCAGUAG